Talaromyces stipitatus ATCC 10500 is the source of this 648-nucleotide messenger RNA. Its product is annotated as HD superfamily hydrolase, putative. The transcript is spliced from 2 exons. Lineage: Eukaryota; Fungi; Ascomycota; Eurotiomycetes; Eurotiales; Trichocomaceae. The record is from RefSeq and is a predicted model, not a curated record. The coding region runs from base 1 to 648 and encodes 215 amino acids.
AUGGAGCCAUCACAAGAUGAAUGUCUCAUUACCUCAAUGACAAACUACAUGACAACCUGCAUGUCCGGCCACGACCCCUCUCACAACCCAACGCACGUCCAUCGCGUAGUCUCACUCGCCCAUCGCAUCCUCGCCAGCGAAUUGACCCUCCACCCCGACACAGCACCAAUAAAAUACAACAAGACAGUCAUCACUCUCGCGGCCAUUCUACACGACAUAGGAGACCACAAAUACUUACCAACUGACGGCUCAGCCGCAGAUCCAAAACAACUAGUCUACAACGCUUUACUAUCUCACGGCGCGGAUGAGCAACUCGCAUCUCGCGUGCAAACUAUAGUCAAUAAUGUGUCGUAUACAAACGAAACUCGAAAUCCGGACCAAGAUGCGGAUCGAUUAGAUGCCAUUGGCGCCGUGGGGAUUGCGCGCACUUUUACAUACUUGGGUUCUCAAGGACUCAAAAGAGCGGCGACUGCGGAUUCAGGGCCGUGGGAGCUUGAGGACUCUAUUACGCAUUUUGGGGAGAAGUUGGAACGAUUGGAAGGUAUGAUGAAGACGGACACGGGAAUGCAGAUUGCAAGAGAGAGAACGAGAAGGUUAAAACUCUUUAAGGAGUGGUGGGUUGAUGAAACUGCUCCUUUUGAUUCUUAG